AUGGCAGAACCAAGGCGUACCUUGUCCGAUUAUGAAAGGCCUCAGUUUACUGGUGAGGAAUUCAGUGUGCAUGCUCCCACCGUGCCGGCUAACAACUUUGAAAUCAAAGCAAGCACAAUUGGGAUGAUCCAAAAUUCUGUACAAUUUGAUGGGCUAGCUGAUGAAGACCCGCAUGCGCAUUUGUCUCGCUUCCUCCAAAUUUGUUCCACCUUCAAGAUUAACUCAGUGUCUGAUGAUGCGAUAAGAUUGAGAUUAUUCCCUUUCAGUCUAAGGGGAGCAGCAUAUCGGUAUUUCCCACCAAGCAAAGCAGCUAGAUUGAGGCAAGAAAUUUCUGCAUUCCGGCAAGGGGACUCGGAGACACUUUUUGAAGCACACGAGAGAUUCAAGGAUCUCCUACGGAAGUGCCCCCAUCAUGGCUUCUCCUCGUGGAUGAGAAUUCAGAUGCUUUGCAAUGGUCUGAAUUAUGCAACUAGACAACUCAUCGAUGCUGCAGCAGGGGGGUCAUUGAGUAAUAAAACCCCUGAAGAUGCUGAAAUGUUGAUUGAAAACAUGGCGAGUAACGAAUGCCACUGGUCUACUAGACAGAAACCACCUAAGGCAGCUGGAAUUUAUGAGAUAGAUGACAACACUGCACUAGCCGCUAAGGUGGAGGCCCUAACAAAGAGAUUCGAUCAGUUUAUGUUGGGUUCAAGCUCAAAUUCUGGAGCAGUUUUGUCUUGCGAGACUUGUGGGGCGGGGCAUGCUACUGUUCAGUGUCCAAUUUCAAUAGCCUCUGUUGCCCCAGUCGAGACAGUUGAUUAUGUUGGGGGAGGUCCUCGAGGUCCAGGCAAUCCCUAUGGAAACACAUACAAUCAGGGGUGGAGGAAUCACCCAAAUUUUUCCUGGGGUCAACAACAGCAACCUCGGCCUCAGCAGCCUCAGGGACUUUCACAUCAACUUCCGCAGCAGCCCGAGAAGAAGUUCUCCACCGAAGAUGUGUUAGCGAGAUUCAUGAUCAGCACUGAGGCAAAAUUCGUGAACAUCAACAAUCAAUUCGCUGAAGUGAACACCGUUCUGAGGAAUGUUCAGGCCUCCAUCCAAUCUUUGGAAAACCAAGUUGGGCAACUUGCUAGAGCAAAUUCUGAGCGCCCACCGGGUAGCCUCCCUAGUAACACUGAGAAUAAUCCAAGGGAGCAUUUGAAGGCCGUCACCCUCAGAAGCGGGAAACAGGUUGAAGCACGAGCCAAGGAGGGCUCAAGUACUGAGCAUGAUGGGGUAGCCGUACGGGAAGACCCUAUGUCGUCUGAGAGUUUAGUUGAUGGGGGAAAAGAAAAGCAAGAUGAAGAAACCCUUCAACUACCAACACCGAGGGUACCUGAGUACAAGCCGACUAUUCCCUAUCCGGCUAGGUUAAAGCAAGAUAAAGAGGAGGCCCAGUUCAAGAAAUUCCUGAAUAGAAAAUUGGAGGAAUUAGAAACUGUUGCAUUACCACGGAAUUGCUCGGCGAUAAUUCAGAGGAAGCUCCCUCAAAAGUUGACUGAUCCCGGGAGCUUCAUCAUUCCAUGUGGGAUUGGAGAAGGCAUGCAAGAGAAGGCGUUAGCAGAUUCUGGGGCCAGUAUCAAUGUGAUGCCCUACAAGCUGUUUUUGAAAUUGGGGUUAGAUGACAUGAGGCCUACAAGGAUGACAAUACAACUUGCAGAUCGGUCUAUAAAGAAACCCCGCGGUGUUGUUGAGGAUGUGCUGGUUAAAGUAGACAAACUCAUUAUCCCGGUGGAUUUUGUUAUUCUCGAUGUGGAUGAUGAUGUUGAAGUUCCAUUGAUCCUCGGGCGACCAUUUCUUAACACCGCCGGUGCCCUCAUUGAUGUAAAGGGGGGAAGAAUGACAUUGAGAGUGGGGGAUGAGGAAGUCAUUUUUACACUCCCCGUGGCUAUGAAACACACCUUGGACCACGAUGAUCCUCUCUAUUUUACCGAUGAAACUGAUAUGAUUAUUACUGACUGUGUGCAAGAGGUCUUGGCGAUUAACCCUCUGGAUGAAUUCUUAGAAGGAGUGGAUGGCGACUGA
This is a messenger RNA of Dioscorea cayenensis subsp. rotundata (Guinea yam), 2043 nucleotides long. RefSeq lists its product as uncharacterized. Lineage: Eukaryota; Viridiplantae; Streptophyta; Magnoliopsida; Dioscoreales; Dioscoreaceae. The record is from RefSeq and is a predicted model, not a curated record. The transcript is spliced from 3 exons. Bases 1 to 2043 code for a protein of 680 amino acids.